Messenger RNA from Lingula anatina, 1161 nucleotides. Its product is annotated as translation initiation factor eIF2B subunit delta. Lineage: Eukaryota; Metazoa; Brachiopoda; Lingulata; Lingulida; Lingulidae. The record is from RefSeq and is a predicted model, not a curated record.
CAUAAUGGCAGAUAAGGCAGGAAUAACUGAAGGUCAAACUCAACAAGGUCAAGGCCACCAAGGGAAAUCUGGUAGUGGUAAAAAGAAAAAUAAACCCAAGAAUGUAGCAAAUGAUCAAGUCAAAAAACAAACUGAUCUCAAUUCACCGAGGACUUUGAGUGAAUCAUCAACUGGGUCUCAAGGAAGCCAGAAAUCGAAAGGUCAAGGUCAGGAUAAAGGUCAGGUUCAAGAUAAAGGUCAUGGUCAUCAAAAACCUACAGACCCAAAUGCUCCUCAGAAGUCAAAAGCACAGCUCAAGGCAGAAAGGAGAGCACUUCAGGAGGCUCAGCGUGCUGCUAAAACUGCUGCCAAGGAGGGAGGAGCAGGUCAGAAAAAGGAAGGCAGCACAAAGGAGAAGAUGAUCCGCGUCCCAGACCACCUUAAGGUUGACGAUGCAGCCACACAAAAGAAAGUUGCCAAGAAGUUAGAAAAACAACAGGUGCCACAGAGGGCAGCCACUGAGAGGAAAGUGGGUCUGUUCAGGCACCUCCAGCAGUUUGAGAGAGGCACAUCUCUGACUCAGGCUAUACAAUUCUCAAACAAUGUUGCUAUCCACCCUGCAGUUUUAAAGCUGGGCUUACAGUAUGCAGAGGGGGUGGUGUGUGGGUCCAAUGCAAGGUGUAUUGCACUGCUUAAUGCCUUCAAACAGGUUAUUCGUGACUAUACCACACCUCCACAAAAGGAACUAGCCAGAGAUUUAGAUAACAGAAUAAAACCAUGCAUAAGUUUCUUGGCCCAGUGUCGGCCAAUUUCAGUCAGCAUGGGAAAUGCUAUCAAAGCACUCAAGUGGCACAUCAACCAUACGCCAAGUGAGAUGCCAGACUCAGAGGCCAAAAGAAAUUUGAAUGAAGUAAUUGAAGAUUUCUUGCAAGAGAAGAUAGUUUUAGCUGGAGAAGCCAUCUCUCAAACUGCUCUGCAGAAAAUUCAAGAUGGGGAUGUCCUUCUUGUCUUUGGUUGCUCCUCUUUGAUCCGGAAGAUACUCUGUGACGCACACUCCAAAGGAAGACAGUUUCGUGUUAUCGUCGUUGAUGGUCGUCCAAAGUUAGAAGGGCGAGAGAUGCUCCGUCGUCUCGUUAGACAUGGCAUUAAGUGUUCCUACGUUCUCAUCAACACAGCUUCUUA